AUGUUCUCUACAGUUCCCAUCAACAGCAGCAGAUAUUCUCCUGUUUUACGCAAUAGCACACGAAGCAACUCUGUAGAACCAUCUUGUGGCAAGCGUCCUUCAACCAAAUCAACCACCUCAAGCCAGUUGGAAGAGGUCUCUGUUUUGACUUCGCCUCCAACUGCUGGACCUUCAGUUCCUCUGAAACAUCCUUCUAGUGAAGCAAUAGCUACAGUUCAAUGCAACCAGGUGCUCGAUUUCAUUGUCCGGAAAAAUCGUGAAAAAUACUCCACGGUGUUUUCCCGUGUAACUCCACGUCAAUAUAAUAGUAUACUGCACGCUUCAGAGAAGCUCGCAGGAAAACCAAGAUUAGCUUACGACUUUGAAACUCUUCGACUCGAAGUCGACAUGCCUUCGUGUGUGCACGAUUCCGCCACAAAUGUCAUCCGACGUGGUCUGGAGUCCGUCGAUAAGAUGCUGCAUGAUCUUAUCGCUGCGCGACUCAUACAUAGUGAAAUACAUCCCAGCUUGACGCUGAACACUGGAAAGAAGGAGUUUGUUCCCGACUGCGUUCACGUCAUCACAGCCCGCUGUAAACCCCCCGUUGUCAAGAUCCUGUCCAUCGUCGAAGUCGCGUUUUCACAAUCAGAGGCUGCACUUCUGGAUAGGUUCCGAAACGCCAUCAAAUUCAAACACCAUCAAAUUCUAUCCAGAGCUGGGGAUGAUCUUAAUGCUCGUAAUCAACGAGACCCCUCCCUUCCUCCCCACCACUCAGCACUCGCGUUCCUUUCCUUGCGAGAUGAACCUCAGUCUUUUGACGAGCCCACUCCUGUUAUAGUCGAAGGUCACUCCUGGUGCACGAUCACUGACAUCCAAGUACAGGUAUGGGUUCGAGGGCGCAGGGGCGCAAUCAACAUAGAUACCAAAGACAGUCGCUUGACGGCCCGCGGAAGUUUAUUUCCCGUCUAUAACGAAGCGGCAAUGAAGGACGUGACGUUGAUGGUCAUGAAAGGACUCGAGCUUACAAGGGACUGUUUUGUAGAACAGUGCCGCCUUGCAGACAGAGACGCCAGUGUUUCUAAUCUCCGCUCUGCUCAGCUUCCCCUCCCCUUCAAGUGGGAAGACAUUGUGGACGGCCUUACAUACGCAACGCAGGCAACUGCUCAUGCUCGGUACCUAACCUGGUACCACAACAUACUUGAAGAACAAUCAGAAGAAUACGUAGAAGUCACUGGCAAACGCACAGCAGAUGAGGCGGAGAUUGAUACCCCUGAUGAUGGACGUCUAGUUCGCCCGCGCAUUGGAAUGAAAACCCGUGCUGCUGCUCGUUCAGCGAGCUACGGGUAG
Messenger RNA from Suillus fuscotomentosus, 1326 nucleotides. RefSeq lists its product as uncharacterized. The record is from RefSeq and is a predicted model, not a curated record. The coding region runs from base 1 to 1326 and encodes 441 amino acids. Lineage: Eukaryota; Fungi; Basidiomycota; Agaricomycetes; Boletales; Suillaceae. The transcript has 7 exons.